AUGCAUUUGUACAAUGCCUGGUUGCCGCCGCCGGUGGCGGAGGAGACUAAGAAGGAGAAGGACUCAUUCAAAGCGGUGGUGAAAGCUGUAAAGGAGUCUUACAGAGUGGAUGAUCCUGAAUCUGUUUUCGCUACUCUCAAAUGGGUCUCCGUUAUUGACCUUUUUAUCAAGGCGAAAAGUGAGAUUUUGUUGGAAGAUGUGACAGCUGUCGUUGAAAUUGGAUUGGAAUUAUUCAAUGUAGCCGAGGACAAACUUUAUGCUCAGGUUAGAUGGGGAAAUCUUUUGGUAAAAGUAUUGAACAAAUACCGAAAGAAAUUGUCCUUGAAAAUUCAGUGGCGGCCCUUAUAUGAUACCUUGAUCAAGACGCACUUCAGGAGGAAUACAGGCCCAGAAGGAUGGAGAGUGAGGCAACGGCAUUUCGCUACGGUAACAUCUCUUGUUAGAUCAUGUCGGAGAUUCUUCCCUCCAGGCUCUGCUUUUGAGAUAUGGUGUGAAUUCAGAUCGCUAUUGGAAAAUCCAUGGCAUAACUCUUCUUUUGAAGGCGCUGGCUUUGUUCGGCUGUUUCUUCCAACAAAUCUGGACAAUCAGGACUUCUACACACAAGAAUGGAUCUCUUCUUGUUUGGAACACUGGGAAUCUGUACCAAACUGUCAAUUUUGGAACAGCCAAUGGGCGUCAAUUACAGCACGUGUGAUAAAGAACUACGGAUCCAUUGACUGGGAAGAUCUUUUACCUACUCUAUUCAAUAAGUUCCUCAAUGUGUUUGAGGUUCCUGUGGCUAAUGGCAGUGGUUCAAAUCCAUUCUCUGUGGAUGUUUCAAGAAAUACUAGAUUUUUAUUUUCAAAUAAAUCCAUGACUCCUUCCCAGGCUAUUGCUAAAUCAAUUGUUUAUCUGUUGAAAUCCAAUGCCUCAGCACAACAAUACUUCGAAAAAUUGGUCAACCUCCUCGAACAAUAUUAUCACCCUUCCAAUGGUGGACGAUGGACUUAUUCUCUGGAGCGGUUUUUGUUCUACUUGGUGAGCAUGUUUCAGAAACGUUUGCUAAGUGAGCAAAAGAGCAGAAAUGAUGGCAUAAAAAGCGAACUCUUUCUUGAGCAGUCUGACCGAGUUGCUUUUGUGAAAGCAGUGCUGAAACUGAUUGACCGUGGUCAAUAUAGCAAAAAUGAGCAUCUUGCCGAAACAGUUGCCACGGCAACCUCUAUUUUGUCAUACAUGGAACCAUCACUUGUUCUACCAUUUUUAGCUUCUCGCUUCCAUAUGGCUUUGGAGACGGUCACUGCUACGCAUCAAUUGAAGAGCGCUGUGAUGUCUGUUGCUUUUGCUGGAAGAUCUUUAUUUCUCACUGCAGCAACGACAUUGCCAUCGAUGUCAGAUCAUGUUGAUAGUGCCAAUUCUUAUGUCGAUCUACUGAUGGUUUCUUUGUCCAAUGCAUUGCUGGGUAUGGACGCCAAUGAUCCUCCCAAGACCUUGGCAAGUAUGCAACUGGUCGGUUCAUUGUUCUCCAGUAUGGCUGUCCUGGAAGAUAGUACAAGUGAAUCUUCAUUUCUACCUGAAUUUCGCUUUUCUGAGUGGCUUGAUGAGUUUUUUUGCCGUCUAUUUUCUUUGCUUCAACACUUGGAACCCAGCAGUGUUUUGAAUGAAGGAGUGCAUUCGCCGAGCAGUUCUGGAACUUUUCUGGUUGAAGAUGGCCCUUACUAUUUCUGCAUGUUGGAAAUCCUUUUGGGGAGGCUUUCAAAAACACUUUAUAAGCAGGCUUUAACCAAAAUCUCCAAGUUUGUCAAAACAAAUAUUCUUCCUGGGGCCAUUGCUGAAGUUGGACUGUUGUGUUGUGCCUGUAUUAGUACGAAUCCAGAAGAGGCCGUUGCUCAUAUCGUGGAGCCGCUUUUAUCUUCUAUUAUAUCCUCCUUGAGAGGAACACCUGUUACCGGUUAUGGACACUCAGGAACUUCUGAGGCUGUAGGAGUAAGCAAGGACAAAGCCACACUUUCUCCAGCUCUUGAAACAUCUAUUGAAUAUCAGUUGAAAGUGCUAUCCGUUUCAAUCAACUAUGGUGGUCCAGCACUUUUACGUUACAAGGAUGAAUUCAAAGAAGUCAUUUUUUCUGCCUUUAAUUCAACAUCUUGGAAGGUGAAUGGUGCUGGGGAUCAUGUUCUGAGAUCUCUGCUUGGAAGCUUGAUCCUGUAUUAUCCCAUCGACCAGUACAAGUGUGUUUUUCAUCAUUCUGCUGCUGCUUCGUUAGAAGAAUGGAUCAGCACCAAAGAUUAUCCGGAAAACGAACCACCAGUUGGCCCAAAGUGGCACGUUCCUUGUGAUGAAGAACUUCAAUUUGCUAAUGAGUUGCUGCAAAUGCAUUUGAAUGAUGCUUUAGAUGAUCUUCAGAGGAUUUGUCAAUCUAAGAUCCAUUCUGAUCCAGGAGAGGAGAAAGAGCACUUGAAAGUGACACUUCUGCGUGUUGAUUCUUCAUUACAAGGUGUUCUGUCAUGUUUGCCAGAUUUCAGACCAUCCUCUAGGAGUGGGAUGGUUGAGGGGCCUGGCAAUUUUCCUUUCUUAAUUGCUGGAGCUACAGGUUCAUUUGUUGGCAGCACACAAUUGCGAGAAAAGGCAGCUGACAUUAUCCAUGCCACUUGCAAAUACUUGUUGGAGGAGAAGAAUGAUGAUAGCAUUCUCUUACUACUUGUCAUUCGUAUAAUGGAUACUUUAGGAAACUAUGGAAGUUCAGAAUAUGAGGAGUGGUCGAAUCACAGGCAGGCAUGGAAACUGGAAUCUGCUGCCAUAAUAGAGCCUCCCAUCAAUUUCAUAGUGUCAUCCCAUUCCAGGGGGAAAAGGAGGCCUCGAUGGGCACUUAUAGACAAAACAUAUAUGCAUUGCACUUGGAGAGCAUCACAAUCAUCAUAUCAUUUGUUUCGCCUGAGUGGCAGGAUUUCUCCCCCGGAUCAUGUGUCAAUUUUGAUGAAUGAUCUCCUUGAUCUGUCAUUACACAGCUAUGAAACUGUGCGCUUACUUGCUGGAAAAUACUUGCUGAAAAUGCUGAAAAGAUGGCCUUCUUCUAUUCCAAAUUGCGUGUACACACUUACUAAAAAUCUGCAGACUCCCAGUUCACCUGAAUAUGCCGUUUUGGGUUCUUGUGCGGUACUUUCAACGCAAACUGUUCUCAAGUGUUUUACAACGGAUGGAAAAGCUCUUUCUUCUUUUCUUUUUGGAAUUCUUUCAAGUUCCCAUCAUGAGUCACUAAAAGCUCAGAAAUCAAUUACUGAGCUUUUUGUCAAGUACAAUAUUUAUUUUGCGGGAAUAUCCAGAAGUGUUUUAACAUCAUCCGGAACUCAUCCUAAUGGAACGGAUUUCUCAAAUUUGGUUUCUGAAAUUGGUUCCAUGAGUUUUGGGAGCAGUAACUUGCACUGGAGGUACAAUCUGAUGGCUAAUAGAGUUCUAUUACUUCUGGCCAUGGCAUCUGCAAAUGACCCUCAUUCAUCAUCAAAAAUUUUAAAAGAAACUUCUGGUCAUUUCUUGAAGAAUCUAAAGAGCCAACUCCCGCAGACAAGAAUUUUAUCCAUCUCUGCUCUGAAUACUCUCUUAAAAGAAUCUCCCUACAAAGUGUCGGGUGGAAACACCACUUCCUCCAGUCCUGAACAGGAAACUAUGAAGUCAUCUCUUGAAGGAGCAUUGAGUAGUAUUUUCCAAGAAGAGGGGUUUUUCAAUGAUACUUUGAACAAUCUUUCCCAUGUGCAUAUAAUCACCGAUACAGAUAGUGCAUCUAGAGGACAUCACGGGAACAAUAGCUUCCAGAGCUUGGCAGAUAAAUCGAUCACUCACUUCUACUUUGACUUUUCUUCUUCGUGGCCUCGCACUCCUAACUGGAUAUCUUUAAUUGGAAGUGACACUUUCUAUUCAAACUUUGCAAGAAUCUUUAAAAGGUUAAUUCAAGAAUGUGGCAUGCCUGUUUUGUUGGCACUUAAAGAUGCUUUAGUAGAGUUUGUUAAUGCCAAGGAAAGGUCAAAGCAAUGUGUUGCGGCCGAAGCCUUUGCCGGGGUGCUGCAUUCAGAUGUUGCUGGUAUUUCUGAAGCUUGGGACAGCUGGAUGAUGACUCAGUUACAGAAUGUUAUUCAUUCACAAUCCGUGGAAUCAAUUCCAGAGUGGGCUUCGUGUAUACGUUAUGCAGUUACAGGCAAGGGAAGGUAUGGUACUGGGGUGCCUUUGCUAAGACAAAGAGUCAUGGAUUGUUUGUUGAGCCCAUUAAGCCAGACGGUGACUUCUGUCAUAGUUGCCAAGCGCUACAUGUUUCUUUCAGCUGCUUUUAUAGAAGUAUCGCCACGAAACAUGUUAGCAGCUGAAAUGCAACUUCAUUAUAGAUUGCUUGAGGAGUUGCUGGGUAAUAUGAGUCAUUCUUCAGCUCAAGUGAGAGAAUCAAUUGGAGUAGCCUUGUGCGUGUUGUGCUCAAACGUCCGGCUAAAUGAAUUCUUCGCCCCUAAAAACUCUUCCGAAGAGUCACUUGCAGAUGCACAUGGUUCUGUUAAUGCUGGGAAUUGGGAUAAAUAUUUAGUGCAACGAGCAUCAGAACUUGUUUUGAAUAUCCAAAACACAAGUGCAGCUGAUAUCAUGGAGGUUCAAAUUGACAUAAUCUCGGAUAAUGGGAAAUCACAUGAUCAUUCUAGAGAUGAAGUUAAUUGGAUGGAAACGCUUUUCCAUUUCGCCAUCUCGUCUCUGAAAUCAGGAAGAUCUUCAGUUUUGCUAGAUGUUGUGGUGGGCUUUUUGUACCCUAUCAUCUCCUUACAGGAAACGUCACAUAAAGAUCUAUCAACUCUAGCUAAAGCGGCUUUUGAAUUGCUGAAAUGGAGGGUCUUUCAAGGAACUAAUCUCCAGAAAGCUAUAUCCCUUAUUCUCUCUUCAGCUGGUGACUCCAAUUGGCGAACAAGAUCUGCUACUUUAACUUUUCUGAGGUCUUUUAUGUACAGGCAUACCUUCAUUCUCCCUAAAGUGGAUGAGAAACAAAUAUGGGGCACUGUGGAAAAGCUUCUAACUGACAAUCAAAUUGAGGUAAGAGAGCAUGCAGCGGCUGUAUUAGCUGGCCUAAUGAAAGGUGGUGAUGCAACUCUGUCUGAAGACUUCCGUAACAGAGCUUUUAAAGAAGCUAAUAUCAUCCACAAGAAAAAACAGCAAAGGAAGUUGCGCUCUGACCUUUCUGUAGCAUCAAUUCAUGGUACUGUUCUCGCUUUGGCAGCUUGUGUGCUAUCAGUUCCUUAUGAUAUGCCCAGCUGGCUGCCUGAGCAUGUUACACUACUUGCCCAUUUUGCAUCCGAGCCAUCCCCUGUUAAAUCUACAGUCACGAAAGCAGUUGCAGAGUUCCGGCGCACUCACGCUGACACAUGGAAUUUUCAAAAAGAAUCUUUUACCGAAGAGCAACUUGAGGUUCUUGUCGACACAUCGUCUUCAUCAUCAUACUUCGCUUGA
This is a messenger RNA of Oldenlandia corymbosa var. corymbosa, 5445 nucleotides long. NCBI's taxonomy places the organism in Eukaryota, Viridiplantae, Streptophyta, Magnoliopsida, Gentianales, Rubiaceae. The record is from the annotation of a GenBank genome assembly.